Molecule: messenger RNA, 1302 nt
Organism: Cyclospora cayetanensis
Lineage: Eukaryota; Apicomplexa; Conoidasida; Eucoccidiorida; Eimeriidae
Exons: 6
Coding region: 1-1302 (433 amino acids)
Source: RefSeq, a predicted model, not a curated record
AUGGCGGGGGCACGAGCGAUCCUGCCUCCCAACAGAAGCGGCAGUCUCUCCCUGCGUGUCUGCGCACGCUUCUCGUGCGACGCGAGCACAGCAGCAGCGGCGAGGGCAAGAGAACAACCUUUUUCAACAGCGCACCCCGGUGCAGGUGUCAAAUGGCAUUCCCAGAAAGUCCUCUCCGCAGCGAAUCCUGAUGGUGGCAGUAUCCGUGCAUCCCGCGAAGGAAGAAGGUUCCCGGCAGCAGCAGCACAGGAGGGAGGGUUGGCGGGAAAGCAGGCAGCAAGUACGUCUCAAAAAGAGUCGGAGGGAGGUCACUUGCUGCGUGAGGAGGCUUUGCGCAUGCUGCAGCGGACUGCAGAAGUGGAACCUCACGAUCUCUCUUCGUGGGUAAGGAGCGUGCACCUGCUCUUUGGCUUGAAGGAAUACGAGAGGCUUCGCGCUGCAGCUCCUGAAAUGCUGCGCCUCGUCCGCUUCCUCCGGCCUGCAGAAGCGGCAAUGCUAGCACACCACGCUUCACACUUCUUCGCUGCCCGCAAAAAGAGGGACAGAGAGGACAGACGCGAGAGAAGUCUUGCAGUGGGUGUAGCGGGCAAAGGGCUGCCUCAUCAUGCACAGCAAAGGCGUGUGCCACAGCCGUCUCCAAGUCGAGAAGACGCGACGGCGGAAAGGUCCUUCCAGAACGCAUGGUGGAACGCUUUCUGCAAAGCAGCGCUUGGAAUUCUGCAGGAUGCAGACGGCCGGGAGACGGCCGUCAUUCUCGCCGCCAUUGCUGCCUCACAGACGUCGCAAACCGAGUUGGUAUCGCUGCUGCUUGCAGAAGCGGAGGCCUGGGCAGCCGAAAAUUCCCCUCGAAAUAAUGCGCUCAUCCUUCACGGUGCGGCACGCCUUGGCCUCAAAGAUCCGGCGUUCUACGAGGAUCUUCUUACCAGGGCAGAGGCGUUGUUGCCGCAGAUGAAUGAGCACAACCUCUCCAUGAUAGUUUGGGGAAUGGGGGAGGUUGGCGUCCGACAGCUCCGCUUCCUCGCUUCUGCUGCCGAGCAUCUCUUGCGAAUAUGUGACGCAAACAACAGCUUGCCCUACUUCCUUGGCCGCUCAGACGCAGUCAAGAGGCUUGUCCUCCUCCUUUCGCGCGUUCUUCCUCUUGCUGUCUUUGCGGUAGGGGUCGUAUACCGCCGUGUCUCCUCGCAGCGAUGCCGCGCUGUUUUUGCGCCUCCUGCUGCUGUGCAGGCAGGGAGCACGCUGGAUAGCAGCCUCUCAGUCUCGGCGUUCUGGACGCCUCUAGGGAGACUCUUGGCAGCGGGGUAG